UUUAUUUGCACCAACACACUUGCACUUCUACUAGUGUAUGUAAGUCACUCCACAUAAAAAUGACUCACAACCACGUGAUAGUUUCACUCCUUUUGUUCCUCCCCUUAUUUGUACACAUUUCUCACUCACAACCUAUCCCAGAUCUUUGCCACCCCCACGACAAAAAUGUGCUCCUCCGUAUCAAAAACCACUUCCACAACCCGUCCUCGCUUUCGUCGUGGGACCCAAAUACAGAUUGUGCUGGAUGGAAUGGAGUCCAAUGCAACAUUCAAGGCCAUGUCACUACACUCCAAAUCACUGAUGCCGAAGAUAUCCAUGGCUCAAUACCGCCUUUCUUGGACCAACUUCAAUUCCUUACUACGCUUAACUUUUAUAAAUUACCCAAUCUUUCCGGCCCAAUACCAUCGUAUAUAGGUAAACUCACUAACCUCACUAUGUUUUUUAUCACUGAAACCAAUGUGGCCGGCCCAAUCCCUGAAUUCUUGGGCCAACUUACGAACUUGGACCAACUCUAUCUCAACUCCAAUAAGUUCACUGGGCCGAUCCCUAAUUUUCUAGCCCAACUCAAGAACUUGAUGUAUCUCGACCUCUCUUCCAAUUUACUCACCGGCCCAAUUCCUGUGGGCUUGGCCAAACUAAACAAUCUCAAAGUCCUUUCUCUUAGCUCAAACAAAUUGUCGGGCCAAAUACCCGACUUUAUAGGCCAACAACUCAAACAACUAGCAGUGCUACAACUUAAUUUCAAUUCUUUGUCAGGCCCAAUUCCAGCAUCUUUGGGCUUAUUGUCCAAACUCCAAACCAUUGAUCUCACUGGGAACAAAUUAAGUGGCCCAAUUCCAAAGUGGUUGGGCCGUGGUAAUUUGUAUUUUAUUUCUGUUGGUCAAAAUAAAUUGAGUGGUGAUGCGUCAUUUUUGUUUGAAAAGACAAACACCAACAUUCUUAGUGUGCGAGUUGAGUACAAUCUUUUGAAAUUUGACUUCACAAAGGUGGAUUUAGCACCAAGUUUAGUAGGCAUGAAUAUAAGUCACAAUAUGAUAUAUGGGUCUCUUCCUAAACGAUUCGGGCUGUUACGGCCCGAUGAUAUUGAUGUGAGUUAUAAUGAACUUUGUGGUCCAAUUCCUAAUGGUAGACGUUUUAAACGGGUUAACUCGAACAUAUUUGCACAUAAUAAGUGCCUUUGUGGUGGCCCAUUUCCUGGCUGCAAUUCGUUCGUAAAUGGUACCAUGAUUACUCUUACUGUGACUGAGUUUGCUCAGAUUUUAGGCGUACCUUGCUCGGGUUUUUCGGAAUUACCUCAUCAAUCAUGGCCGUUGUUGUCGGGAAUUGACAACGCCACGAUUAGCCGGACCUUAUCAGAUCAGCCCCUCACUCAUGCCCAAAUUUUUUCGGUUUCCCGUCUUUCUGCUCCACAUAAGCUGCUUCGUAACAUGAUUACCAAGUCUGUUUUGCCUCGCAUUGAAAACCGUGGUGAAUGUCUCAUUAUGGACCAGUAUUCACUUUGCUCAUUUACAAUUAAUUUACAUCAAAACACUUGCACUUCUACUAGUGUAUGUAUGUUGUUCCACAUGAAAAUGACUCAAAACAACGUGAUAGUUUCACUCAUUUUGCUCCUCUCCUUGUUUGUAAACAUCUCUCACUCACAACCUCUCCCAGAUCUUUGCCUUCCCCACGACAGAGAUGUGCUCCUCCGUAUCAAAAACCACUUCGGCAACCCAUCAUCACUUUCGUCGUGGGAUCCAAAUACAGAUUGUGCUGGAUGGAAUGGAAUUCGAUGCAACAUCCAAGGCUAUGUCGAAGUGGUACAAAUCACGGAAGCCCAAGAUAUCCAUGGUCCAAUACCGCCUUUCUUGGACCAACUUUCGUCUCUUACUGUCCUCUACUUUAAAACACUUCCUAAUCUUUCAGGCCCAAUACCAUCCUACAUUGGUAAGCUAACUAAACUCAUUGAACUUUCUAUUUCCGAAACCAAUGUAGCCAGCCCAAUCCCUGAAUUCUUGGGCCAACUUACAAACUUGAACCGACUCUACCUCACCUCCAACAAUUUUACUGGGCCGGUACCCAAUUUUCUAGGCAAGUUAAAGAACUUGAUUCAUCUCGACCUCUCUUCCAAUUUACUCACCGGCCCAAUCCCUAUGGGCUUGGGCAAACUAACCAAUGUCGAAAUCCUUGCUCUUAGCUCAAAUAAAUUAUCGGGCCCAAUACCCAAAUUUAUAGCCCAAAAACUCAAAAAACUAGUAGUACUACAACUCGAUUUCAACUCUUUGUCGGGCCAAAUCCCAUCAUCUUUGGGCCUUUUGCCCACUCUCCAAACUGUCGCUCUUACCGGGAACCAAUUAAGGGGGCCGGUACCAACAUCGUUGGGCCGCGGUAAAUUAGCCUUUCUUUAUCUUGGUCAAAAUAAAUUGAUAGGAGAUGUCUCAUUUUUGUUCCAAAAAUCCAACAACAACAUCCUCAUUUUAGAAAUUCAAGACAAUCUUUUUAAGUUUGAUUUCACAAAUGUGGACCUUGCCCCAAGCUUAUCAAUGUUGAACAUGAGCCAUAAUAUGAUAUAUGGGUCUCUCCCUUUACGAUUCGGGUUAUUGAGCCCGGAUUCUGUUGAUGUGAGUUAUAAUCAACUUUGUGGUCCGAUUCCAAAUGGUCGACGUUUUAAACGGGUCGACCCAAUCAUAUUUGCUCAUAAUAAGUGCCUUUGUGGUGGCCCUUUACCGGGUUGCAAGUAACAAUGAGUGUUUGUCAUUGUCAAAUGAUUCAAGGCUUUCUUGUUAAGUUGGUGUUUAUGUUUGACUAAGCAAUUGAGUAAUGAUUUACUGUACUCCCUCCGUUUCAAAAUAUAAGGCACGCACGACAUUUGAGAUCGAGUUUUGACUGUUAAUUGCUCUCAAUAUAUGUUGAUAGAAAAAUUUAAAAAAUAGUUAUAGCAUUUUUCAAGACGAAUCUAAUGUUAUAAUUUUUAUAAUUUUAAUAUAUCAUAUUAUGAGAGAUAUUUGUGGUUAAAGUAAAUUUUCGUAAAACGUGAAUAAUUUAUAUUUUGAGACAGGGAGAGUAGUAGCUAGUAAGUCACAAAGUCCACUGUUGACUAAGUGUUAUGUAAGAAAUACAAUUAUAAAUUACAUUCAACGUACUAAUGAUUGUCAAA
Beta vulgaris subsp. vulgaris (sugar beet) is the source of this 3136-nucleotide messenger RNA. Its product is annotated as receptor kinase-like protein Xa21. Gene Ontology annotation, molecular function: protein binding. Lineage: Eukaryota; Viridiplantae; Streptophyta; Magnoliopsida; Caryophyllales; Amaranthaceae. The record is from RefSeq and is a predicted model, not a curated record. The transcript is spliced from 3 exons. The coding region runs from base 60 to 2720 and encodes 886 amino acids.